GGCUGUGUUAGUGUGAGCGUGUGAUACAGUUUACCACCCAUGGCACCAUUACCUCAACCCUACUAGUAGUUAAUUGGUUUGUUAGCCCUAAGUCCUGAAGGGGAGAGAUACCAUUUAACUUUGGCAAUGGCCGAAAGACAACUUGAAGAAACUAAAGUGCCACUACCUGUGACUACCAUCUCUACCAUUGCCAUACAGGCUGGAGAAGCCAAAAUUGUUAUAGCCAUCUUAAGAUCGUCAGAAUGGGUACGUGUGCGAGUACAAGAAAUGACUCCUGUCAUGGUGGAAGUUGGCCACAACUUAGACGAGGCCCUCCGCCUACGACAGCAACAUCAGGAUUUGCUGCAUCAGCUUACGGCAAAGCAGCAGCAAAUCAAUGCCCUUCUUACCCAAGCAGACACAUUAAUUGCAUCACAGCAAACUUACAGUGAAGUUUAUGAAGCCAUGGCAGAAUCUUUAGGUGAAGCCUGGAAAGAUCUCAAUGCACAGCUAGAAGACAGAAGAACACUGCUGGAUCAGUCAGUUGCCUUCCAUCAAAGUGCUCAAGAGUUCUCUGAGCGAAUGGACAAGGCUCUAGAAGAUUUCAGCAGCAUAGCUGUUGCCCAGGAUAUUCCUACUGCCCAAAGUCUACUACAAAAACAUCUUGAACUCAAGAAAAGUAUACUUGAGGCUUCGAUGCAUACAUUAAACAAAGGACAAGCUCUAUUGGACAGAAUCAAAGAAGUCGGUAAUCUAAUGGACCCCCGAUACCAACAUGCAACUACGGCGGCUUGCUACGGUAUUGAGAGGGUCAUGGAAGAACUUCAUGAUCGUCGACGACUACUUGAGGAACUGUGGCUGAGACGCAAACUUAAACUUGAACAAUGUCUACUUCUCUGUGAACUUAGUAUUGAAGUUGAAGAUAUUUCAAACUGGUUUAAGAGUAAGGGAGAAGCAUAUAUGAAGAGAACAGACAUUGGUGAUUCGUUGGAAGCCACAGAAAAACUCAUCAAAGAACAUGCUGAAUUUGAAGAAUCAGCAAUGGAGAUUCAAAUAAAUGUUCAGCGUCUCCUCCGUGCUGCAGAUAAAGUUGCUUCUACGGGUGCUGAAGACACUGAACAAGUCCAGGAACAAACUAGAGCCAUUGAAACAUUAUGUCAAACCUUUGUCCAUAAAUUGGAACUUCGUCGUAAGCUGCUGCAGAUGACUGCUGCAUUUUACCGGAAUGCCCAAACGGCAUUGGGUGAAUUGAACCAAAUUGAAGUGCAAUUACAGGGUACUGAUGUACCUGAAGACAGUCCAGAACUCGCUGAGAAACAUAGUCGUCUUGAACGUUCUAUUAAUGAAAUCUCAGCCCCUGUGUUACGAGAGGGACAUCUUUUGCUUGAGAGGGUCGGCAGAGAUGUUCCCAGUAGCGAGGGGGUGAGUGAAGUUGUAGAAAUUCUAGAGGCUAAAGUGUCUCAGCUGAGGUCUGCUUGUACGGCACACAAAGAAGCCGAGGCGAAGGCAAGGAGCGCCAUUUACGUGCAAUUUGAAGAGAAAUAUUCAGUAUUAAUUAUGUGGAUGGUAAAUGUGGGUGAAGCCUUCCUAUCGUCUCGCAACAACCCAGGAACACAACUCUCCAAUGUGACAGACUUUUUGGAAGAACAUGAACAACUUGAAGAAGACAUAAGGGAUAAGGAAGAAGAGGUUGAGGCUGUCCUUCAGUCUGUGACCGAACUGGUUAAAUCAGGGGACCAGGACGCACAGACUGUUGAGGACAAAGUCCAACAACUUAAACAACAAUGGACCCGACUAACUAUAACUGUUGAAACUCGUAUCAAAAUAACUCUCACACUUGUUGAAGUUUAUAAGCUUGCCAAGCAGCUCAACAAUGCAAUGGACAGCAUUGAUGAAAUACUUCAGUCCACUGAGGGCCAAGACUUGCAGAAUAUUCCAGAAGCUACAGUUACACAUUGGAAGCAGAAAUGGACAGAAAUGAUAGAAACUUAUACACAAUAUGAAACUAAAGCUAAUACAUUCCUGAGUGAAGCUAAAUUAAUCCGUGAUGAUCCAAACUUGGAUAUCCAUGGUGCCAUUAGUCACGUAGAAACCAUGCUGAAGGAUUUCCGUGAUCGUAAAAAUGCUUUAUCAAAUUCAUUUGACUCCUGGCAGAUACGUUUGUCUGCCAGUAAAGACUUUAAAAUUCAAUGGGAACAAUUCGUCAAAGAUGCCAGAAAAACCAUAGAGUGGGUGAUGAAUACAGAAGCCGAGUUUUUUCCACAAAUAGCAGGUGAACUUGGUGACUCACUAACAGAAGCCAAUGAAAGACAGAAUAAAUUGUCUGAAUUCCAGCUGACAGUUAAGAAAAUUAAUCAAGAGAUUGAGGAGAGAGUGAAGACAGCCGAGAUGUUAGCUUUAAAAGGAGACACGCACGGCGAGAAAGAUUUGAUUGUCAAUGAAUUGGUUAAAGUUCAUCAACGAUUCCAAGCAAGACUCAAUGAGUACCAGAUACUGCUUACAAUGACAAUCAGUUUCUAUAAAAGUGUUACCACGUUGACUGAGUUUAUGGAGAAAGUAGAAGUUGAAUACAGGAGGACAGAUUUACCUACUCAUGUUUCUGAAGCUAAGAUAAUGCUACAACAACAUGACCAGGAUAAAGAUGAACUCUCAGAUCUCUUCAGAUCAACAAUAAGCACCGGUUCUGAGAUUGUAACCAGAGUUAGGCAAUACGAUCCUGUACUGGCUGCUAAGCAGGGAGUGGAAUCAGUUCUUCAACAGACACAAGUUCGUAAGCAGAAAUGGAUGGAUGAUUACAGACAAUACAAAGACAGGUUACAGCAACACAUUCUGCUUUGUCAAUUUGACCAGGAUAGACAACAGUUGAUGUCAAAGUUACAGUUGACACAACAGAAUUUACAAGGUCUACAUGGUCAGUAUGGCGAUUCUGUGCAUACUGUUACACUACUUAUUGAGAAAUUUGACGAAUGGCUAAUCACAAUCAGGCCUGUUAGAGAAGCUUAUGAAAACUUCAUCAGUACAGCUAACAUCAUGCUGAGUAGCAACCACUAUGCUAGUGAUGAAAUCAGAAAAGAUAUAGCGAAGAUGGAGAAGUUCUGGAAUGAACUAAAUGUUCAGAUUGAGGACUACACCACAAAGUUAAAACUCUCAAUAGAGUAUCAUCAACUCAUAGAACAGUGUAUUGAAUUUCAGAAAGAAGCUAAUAAGUUUUUAGUUCUCAUCGGAAAGCGAUCUUCUGAGGCACAAAGUCAAGAUGAAGCACAUAAGCUAUUAGAUGAAUUUGAAAAGUUUUUGAAAAAUUAUGAAAGUAAGCAGCAAAUUCAACUGAAGAGGAUCAGUGAAUUGGCGAUACAAAUCUACGGAGAUGAAGCUCCAAAGAAGACAGAAUAUGUAAUAACACCAAAUAAACAAAUCAGGGAAUCCUUUAACUUAGUUGAAGAUGAGCUAUUUUCAUUAGCAGAGAAAUUACCAGAACAGAGACCUGAGCAACCAGUGAAAGAAGAUGACCAAGUUGAUGAUGUUGAAAUGGAGGAAGUGACAGAAGAGAUUACCACAAAGGUGAUAGAGGAAGUAAGAGUAACACGCAAAGAGACGGUAACUACAAGUCAUGAAAUGAGAAUGGACACUGAUGAAGGUGAUGGCGGCACACCACCAACAUUUACAGCUCCAUUAGACAGUCAAGCAGUACCUGAGGGUGCUAUUACAAGAUUGACUUGUAAGUUACAAGGUGAACCACGUCCAGCAGUACGAUGGCUACGAGAUGGCCAACCUAUUGUAGAAGGAGUGGAUACUCACGUAGAAUACAAUGAAGACGGUACAUGUACUCUGACACUUCCUAGUGUUUCAUCAUAUUACAGUGGAUUGUAUAGUUGUAAAGCUGUCAAUAUACAUGGAGAAGCUACAUGUACAGCAACACUCAAUAUACAUGCUCCACAAGAAACAGCAAUGGAAUUGGAACCAGCUCAGGCUCCUCAGUUCAUUCGUCCCCUACAAAGUAGUACAGUUAAUGAAGGCGAUAGAGUAACGUUAGAAGUGCAAGUUACAGGCAAACCGCAACCAGCUGUCACAUGGCUGAAAAAUGGCCAGGACGUGCGUAGUGCACCGUAUGAUAUCAAACAAGAUGGUGAUAGGCAUUGUCUAAUCAUUGAUGAAGUAUUUUCUGAAGACCAAGCUACAUUUUCAUGUACAGCUACGAAUACUGCAGGUCAAGCGACUUGCAGUGCAAAUCUCAAUGUAUUAGAGCAAGGCGAACCACCUGAGUUUGUUCGUCAACUAAAAAGUGCAGAAGUACCAGAAGGAAGCAGAUUCCAGUUUGAAUGUCAAAUUAAAGGAUAUCCUAUACCAGUUGUGAGUUGGUACAAAGAUGGAAUAUCAGUCGCAAAUAAUCCCGAUUAUGAAGUAGCGUAUAACAACGGUGUUUGUACGUUAGUUAUUGAGGAAGUCUUUUCAGAGGACACAGCUCGGUGGACUUGUAAGGCUAUGAAUGGUGUAGGUAUUGCAACCACCUCAGCAUUCCUAAAUGUCAGAGAAACAUCAGAAGUGAAAGAAAUAGUAAGCAUUCCACCUGAGUUUAGCAGGAAACUUGACACGACUGAAGUCACUGAAGGUUUACCCUGCAAGUUACAAUGUGUGGUAUCAGGAAAACCAACACCGUCAAUCCAAUGGUAUAAAGAUGGUAAACCAGUCACCCAUUCUCCGGACUAUCACAUUAUGUUCAGAGAAGGGUUAUGUACUCUUAGUAUUGAUGAAGCUUUUCUUGAAGAUGAAGGACAUUACACAUGUAAAGCAGUCAAUCCAAGAGGAGAAUGUAAUACCACAGCUAGACUGGUUGUUAGGGGUCUACCUGAGGAUAGACAUCCUGAAGCCCCAACAUUUAAAUCAUUCCUUAAAGACUUAAAAGCUUUAGAAGGUGAAAAAGUGCAAUUUGAGUGUCGUGUUGAAGCCACGCCUGAACCUACUGUCAAUUGGUUUCAUAAUGAUCGACCUGUACAGGAAUCGCAAGACAUCAAGAUUCUGUCCCAGAAAGCGGAACAUUCCUUAGUGAUUCGUGAAGCCUUACCCGAGGAUUCCGGAGUCUACAAAGUAGUUGCUAAAAACAAUCUGGGAGAAGACAGCAGUCAGGCAAGGUUAACUGUAGAGGAACCUUUUACUACAGAUUCAGAUAUGGAACAAGUACCACCAACUUUUAUCCAGCCAUUACGAGAUCAAGAAUUCGUUGAAGGGAAAAGAGCCAGAUUGGAUUGUAUUAUUGUGGGUACUCCAGAACCAGAGGUUAUUUGGUACUUCAAUGAGAAACCUGUGAGGGAAUCUGAAGAUUUCAAAUUAAUCUUUGAAGGAGAUAAAUGUACAUUGAUGAUCACUAAAGUGUACCUUGAAGACAGUGGUACCUACAGAUGUAUGGCAAGGAAUCCACAUGGCACAGUGUCAAGUACUUGUAAACUUACAGUUAUCAGUUUGAGCGAAAUUAGUAGUGCUGAAGAAGAAUCCAUAUCACCAUCAUUCAUACAAAGAUUACAUGAUACGUCAAUGCACGAAGGAGGAACGAUACGUCUAGAGUGUAGGAUAUCUGGAACACCAAUACCAUCAGUGAAAUGGUAUAAGAAUGACCUUGCUAUCAUGCCCAGCUCUCAUGUACAACUGUACAUUGAUGGAGACAAGAGAGGAUUGGUUAUCACAAAUAUUAGACCGUCAGAUGCCGGUACAUAUAAAAUAUCACUCUGUAAUGUGGCCGGUGCUGCCUGGUGCUCUGCGAGAUUGAUUUUAGAAGCACCAAGAACAGCAGCCCAUGCUCCUAAGGUCUCUAAAAUGCUACAUGAUAUCUACUGUAAAGAAGGUGAGAGAGUGAGAUUUGAUUGCCAUGUGACUGGUUUCCCUAGACCAGCUGUUUCCUGGUACAGAGAAGGUGCACUUAUUGAAGAUUCUGGUGACUUCAAGAUUGACGUUGAAGGUGACAUGCACUCCCUUAUCAUACGUGAAGUUUUUCCAGAAGAUGCUGGUAGCUUUUUGAUGCGAGCUAGCAACCCUAUAGGUGAGACCACCUGCAGAGCUCACUUAUUUGUUGAAGGUGCCAAACCCCCAGCAACUGCCCCCCAGUUUUUAAAGAAAUUUACGGACCUACGUGUCAUGGAAGGUGGCGCUUGUAGAUUUGAAUGCAGAGUGAUCGGUGAACCAUAUCCAAAAGUAUCCUGGUUCAUGGAUAAUGAACCAGUUGUUUCUGGUGACUACCAAAUCAUAACAUCUGGUGACCACCAUGCACUGAUCAUUGCGGAAGUGUUUGAUGAAGAGCGGGAAGAUUCACGUGUCGUGCUGUUAACGCUGCUGGCGAGGCUUUCUGUGCUGCAACAUUAUUUGUUGAGCAAUCUCUUGGUUUUGGAGUGUUCUUACUUCGAUAGGCUCACUUUAAGGUACCAGUUAACUACAUCUAAGUAUCUGAGGACAACCAUCAUGUCCCAAGCAGAAGAGACUGAAGAAGAUGUGGCGCCACAGUUUACUAAAACUAUCGAGAGUCAAUCUGUCCUUGAAGGAAAGGAGGUUCACUUUGAGGCAGUUGUUACAGGUACCCCUGAGCCAAGCAUUAAAUGGUAUGGACAGGGUAUAGAAUUCAAGGAAUCCCCAGACUAUAUCAUUAAAUAUGAGAAUGGAGUCUGUACCUUGCGCAUACCUGAAGCAUUUGAUGAAGAUGCAGGCAAAAUAACCUGUGAAGCCACCAAUUCUGCAGGCUCAGCUGAGACGCAUGCUGAGCUUGUAGUAAGAGGUGCAACUGAGGCGCCAGAGUUCACGCACCGCUUACACAGCCGUGAGGUAAGAGAAGGAAGGCCAGUACGUCUUGAAUGUAAACUUCAAGGACAACCUAAACCAGACGUAACCUGGCUUUUGAAUCACAAGAAGAUAGAAUCGUCGCCACCACACAGGACGAUUUCAAGACAAGCAGACCUAUGUAUUUUAAUAAUAUCUUCAGCCAAAGAUGAGGACACAGGCACAUACACAAUAUCUGCAGAAAAUACUGCUGGUGUGGCUGAGUGUUCUGCUGAGGUUGCAGUCAAAAAAGAGUCAUCUUCUUCUGAAGAAAGUCCACCAGAAGAAGACCAGAAACCAAAGACCGAAGUGAAAACAACAACUGAGGUCACCAAAGUAACUACGACGAGAACAACUACAACUGAGAAGGAUGUAGAUAAGAUUAAACCUGUAUCAGCACCUGUAAUAGAGGCGCAACCUAUACCACCAGAUGUUCCUGGAAGAGCUCCUCCAGUGUUUACACAGCCAUUGGGAGAUGUGGUUGCUUCCGAGGGUGACUCUGUGAAAUUGCAGUGUAUUAUCAGAGGUGAGCCUGCUCCCCAAAUACGCUGGUAUCGUGAAGGAGCCCUCAUUGAACCAUCCAUGGACUUUGACAUUCAACAGAAAGGAGAUAUGCACACAUUGAAUAUUCCAGAGGUGUUCUUAGAUGAUGCUGGAAGAUUCAAGUGCACAGCCACUAACUCUUCAGGUAGUAAAUCCACUACUUGCGUCCUGAAAGUACGAGAUAAGGAAUUGCCACCAUUGAAAUUGACUCCAGCUGCACCUCCAUUACCUGCUGAUCAGGUGAUGAUAGAUGUUAAGGAUGCUACAGCUCCUGAAGUCAUUAAACCAAUGGUACCUACUAAAUUUGUUGAAGGUGGUCAAGCAUGUCUGGAAUGUAAAUUUAAAGCGCAUCCCAUUCCAGAGAUAACAUGGAGUAAAGAUGGUAUUCCUUUGAGGACAGGUUACAGGUUAAAUGUAAAAUAUAAUGAACAGUAUGGUAUUGCUCAGUUGUUUAUUACAAUGUUACUGGAAGAAGAUAUUGGAGAAUACACUUGUACUGCUACCAAUAUGUCUGGUCAAACUACAUGUAAAGCUCCCAUACUAUCUGAAAGUCAAUAUGAUAUUUGGCUGCAACAGGAACAAAAACGCAAGCAAGAAGAGUAUGAGAAACGCCAUCGUGCAUCAGUUACCAAAGAACUUGAAGACAGAUUACAGCAGAGGCAAGAUGGUUAUUCUCCUAGGAGAAUGACGCCUAUGUCUCCAAGCGCUGAGAAACUGCAGCGUUUAUAUGACAGUGGAAGCGAUGUUGAUAGUGCUAUCUAUGGGGAUCAGGAUUUUAAAACUCCUGCAUUUGAGAAACGACUUUAUCAAGAGAUAUCUUAUCGUGAGAAGAAACCAUCAUCUGACGUUGAAGCUGAUAGAUCUAUUUCCGAGGACUUGAAAACGCCAAGCUUCGAAGAUCGUCUUCAACAUGAAAUCUCAUUCCGUGAAACCAAACCUGAUACUGGUACAGAGACUGAGCUAACCGAGUCUGAAAUGGAUGUAAGUGACAUUCCCUUGGACCAGGCUAGAGCACCUGAGUUUGUUAAAGAACUGAAAAGCUUCAAGCUGUUAGAAGGAGGCUCGGCAUCGCUUACUUGCAGAGUUGAUGGCUACCCAAAGCCUAAAGUACAAUGGUACAAGGAUGGACAGAUAAUCCAUAAAUCCACAAGAUAUGACAUACGUUAUACUGAGGGAUUUUGUUCACUACGCAUCAAUAUGUCUUUACCAGAAGAUAGUGGUACAUACAUGGUGCUAGCAAUGAACAUUGCUGGACGUGCCAAGACUGUAGGACGACUCCUUGUUGAACCUGCUGGUGUCAGCGAAGAAUCAGAGCACAUGAGAGGCCGCAUGGCUUUAAUGGUCAAACGGGAUACCACACCAUACAGAACACCAGAUAGAGGACCCCAAGAGAGCGAAGUGAAAGAGAAACACAUCCGUCCAAACUUCCGUGAAGUACCUCGUGAUCUCCACAUUCGUGAAGGCCAGAUAGCUCGCUUCAACUGCCGUCUAACUGGACGCCCACCACCGGAUUUGGAAUGGUACUUAGAUGGUAACCGGGUCGCUAGUGAUGCUACACAUAAAGUCAUUGUUAAUGAGGGUGGCGUUCACGCUUUGUUGAUUACUUAUGCUGUGCCAUCAGAUACUGGAACAUAUACAUGUGUUGCAAAGAAUAGAGCCGGUGAAGCUCAAUUUACUGUCACGCUUGAAGUUGAUCCUAAGCUUAGCAAAGUAGCUCCACAGUUCUUGGAGCGAAUCCAGAACACACAGGUAAAGGAAGGACAACCAGUGGAAUUCAGAUGUGAAGUUAGUGGUACACCAACACCACAAGUCAGUUGGAAGAAAGAUGGGCAUUACAUCACAAGAGGAAAGACACCAUACAGGAUGGAAGGUUUAGAUGGUGUCCAUACUUUAACAAUUGAUAAAUGUACACGAUUUGACAGUGCAUGGUACACUUGUACAGCUUUCAAUACUGGAGGAAGAGUCGCUUGUCGUGCUAAACUUAAUGUGUCAGUGGAGAAACAUGAACGUGGUCCCUCUGAAGAGAGAAAUUUCACUAUUCCCAAGCGAGAGAAGCCAACUGAACUUCCUCCGAUUGAGCAUACAGUACCCAGCUAUGUACAACCAGAGACAUACUCUGAUGAUGAGAUGUACCAGACUGAGAAAGUCCAAUCACCAGAAUUCAAGAGAAAGAUUGCUAACAUCAGACUUAAGGAAGGUGAAGAUGCACAUUUUGAAGGCCGUAUUCUACCUCUUGGUGAUCCAUCCAUGAAAAUUGAAUGGUUUAAGAACAAUGAGCCAAUACCACAAGGAUCUCGUUUCAAGACAACCUAUGAGUUUGGAUUUGUUGCCUUGGACAUUGCAUAUGUUUAUGAGGAAGACUCUGGAACUUAUUCUUGUAGAGCAACAAAUAUUUCCGGUUCUGAUACCAUGUCUGCUGAGUUGAAGUGCAAAGCCAAAACAUCCCUUAUCACAGUAAGCCAGUUGCCAGAAGAAAUGAGAGGAAUUGAAAGAACCAUUGAGUUUGAAGAAGCCAUUAAAAAGGGUCUUAUCAAGGCACCUGAGGAUAUGGAUGAAGAUGAUGAAGAAGCAGCACCUCCAGAACUUGUGAAGUUACCAGAAGCUUUGCAUGUUCAAGAAGGAGAACAAGCUCGGUUUUCAGCCCGUGUUACUGGCAAUCCAUUGCCACGUGUACAUUGGUAUAAGGAUGGAGAGAUGAUUCAUAAGAGUACGCGUUAUAAGGUAGAUUUUGAUGGUCUGCACUAUUUUGAAAUCCCGAAAACUCGGCAUUAUGAUUCUGGUGAUAUCAAAGUGGUUGCCAAGAACAAAUAUGGCGAGGUGUCUCAUACUACCCGACUGGAUAUUUCCAGGAGAGAAGGAUAUGGUGUGCAUCUCAAACAUCACAAGAUGAUGCCCAAGGUUGUAUCAAGACAUGAACCUGUUAGUGUUGAACUGAAAAAAGCUUUCAAGGACAAACGCUGUGUACCAACUCAUGGAAUAGGUGCUCAGCUGAAAACCAUCCCCAAAAGUGAAAGAGUUGAAGUUUCAAGUGAACUUGGAAAGAAAUUUGAAAGAGCUAAGACUACAGCAAUGGAAACCACUUAUAAAAUGGAAAAAGAUCAACAAGUUAGAAAAGAGAAAUUACCUGCUACCAGAUUAACGCCAAAAGGUGAGCCUAAGCGUGUGGCGAUAAGAGAACCUCCGAAGCAAGAAACUCCUAAACCAAGUGAAGAUGCAGUUUCGAAGAAAACUGUAACAUUACAAACCCAACCACCGUAUUUUGUAAUGAAACUGAGUGACAAUGACAUGAUUGAGGGUCAAACAGUACGAUUUGAUAUUAAGUUUGAGGGUGUUCCUGAGCCUGAAGUGACGUGGUAUCGGGAAGGCACCGAGAUUCAGUCUUCUGAUAAAUAUCAUAUACAGAAGGCAUCGAAUUACAGUUCACUUAUCAUCCCUGAAGUAUUUGUAGGUGAUGCAGGUGUCAUCACUGUGCAGCUUGUUAGCGAUUCUGGCACUGCAACCUGUUCAGCAAGACUCACUGUACAAGAUCGAGCAGAAUCUCCAGAACCAUCAGAGAAGAUUGCACCAACCUUUACCAGUAAUUUGAAAGGUAUUACCAUCAAAGCAGGAGAACCAGCAAAGUUCACUGUGUUCAUUGAAGGUUCCCCAAGACCUAAAGUUACAUGGUACAAGAGUGGUGUUAAGAUCUUCCCUGGUCUACGUUUCAAGAUGUUGGAAGAAGGCAAAGAGUAUACUCUUCUUAUCAUUCAAUCUGAAUCUGAGGACUCUGCCACUUAUACAUGCGAGGCUGUCAACGCUGCUGGCAGAAUGACUGCAAAGGCUGAACUCGUUGUUGAACCUCGUACUCCAGGAAUCUCUGAAGUAGAAUCUGAAACUGAGUCUAUGAGAGCUGAAUUUAAAGCCCCUUCGAUGAGGAUUACUUUGAAGGACUUCUCCACCAGAGAAGGUGCACCAGCAAUCUUUGAAUGCAGUGUCACAGGUAGACCAGAUCCAGUCAUCACAUGGUACCUGAACAAGGCAAUUAUCAAGCCUUCCAAGUUCUUCCAAAUGUCCUACAAAGAUGGAUUGGCGAGGCUGCACAUUACGGAAGCCUUCCCAGAGGAUGAAGGCACAUAUACAUGUGAAGCGUCGAACCCACAGGGUUCAGUUUCAUCAUCAGCCAUGUUAAAAGUGGAAGUUGAGGAAAGUGGGUCUGAAGCUGUUGACAGAGCAGUACCCCCUAGGUUUUACCGGAAGAUUACAAACUGUGAUGUGGUGGAAGGAAAUACUGCCCGAUUUGACUGUAAAGUUCUUGGUAGACCCCCUCCUGAAAUUACCUGGUACAGAGAAGGGCAUGAAAUCAGAAGCUCACCAGACUUCAGGGUUAUACAUGGAGCCCGUGGAAUGUGUUCACUCUUGAUCCAGGAAGCAUUCCCAGAAGAUGCUGGCAAAUUUACAGUGAAGGCUGUAAAUGCUGCCGGUGAGGUCACCUGUAGUGCUCGGCUCAGCUGCGAAGUUGAUGCUAGUUAUGCAACCAUGCCAACCACAAGUAUCAGCGAGUCCUAUGGUGAGAUUAGUGAGGCAUAUAGUGCUGAUAAAGAAAUGGCAUCUGAUGUUGACAUUGACUUAGAUGAAAUGUUACCUUAUGAUGGAAUACUAGUCAAACCAUUUGAACCAGUGAAGAAGGAAUUCGAACCUCCAAAGACAAUGGAGAUUGUCCGUGAACAUCGCGAAGGUGGCGACAUCAUUGUAUCACGUGCUACAAAACAGACAAGUGCACUAACUACCAAGACGAUUUAUGAAGGUGAUAAAGUGAUACAGGUAGCUGAGCAGCGAAACCCACCAGCGUUCACAAACUACAUCAACCACUGCAGAGUAUUCGAAGGUGAACCAGCUAAGUUUGAAGUCCAGGUGACAGGAACCCCCAAACCUGAUAUCAAAUGGUACAGAAAUGGCUUUGAAAUUAAACCAUCAGCUGAUUUCCAAGUCAUGACCAAGUCGGAUGGGACCAGUCAAUUAAUCAUUCCAGAGACGUAUUUAGAUGAUGCUGGCAAGAUUACGUGUAAAGCAGAGAACGCCGCUGGACUUGCUUCAUGUACUGCCAAACUGAUAGUAGAAGCACUUCCAAGUGAUACUGAGCAAAUGAUGCACAGUUCUCUGAUGGUAGCAUCUGAAGAGUAUACAUCAGAUCUGGAGAUCCAGAUUGAACCACGUAUACGUACAAUAAGAUCAUCUGUAUUACCAGAACCACCAGUGUUUACAUCCUACCUGACAAAUGUUGAAGCCACUGAAGGAGGAACAGCAGUCUUUGAAGUCCAUCUUACUGGAGUACCAAGACCAAGUGUACGGUGGUUUAAACGUGGUCAGGAGAUACGUGGUGAUGGUAGACGUAUUACGAUAGAGUUUAGAACCGAUGGAAGAUGUCGGUUAAUUAUUCGUAAUGUAAGACAAGAGGAUGAUGCCGAAUACAUGGUGAGAGCAUCUAAUGCUGCUGGGGAAUCAUCAUGUAUUGCAAGGCUACUUGUAAGAGUGGACUCUGCACUUGACAGCGAUGCUAGCGAGUCCAGGAGGAUGAGAAUCCGUAUAGGUGUGGAUCAGGGUAUACCAAUUACUCAUAUGAGACACACAUUCAGACCUGCCAGACCACCAAGAACAACUAGACCUUUUAUAACCAGACUUAUAAGUAGUAGUGAAGAUGAGUCAGAGAGGCAGGUCUACUUUGAUGUCUAUGCAUCCGAUCAUGAAAGUGAUAUUGAAGAAUUUAGAAAAAUCACUAAAACUACUACUACUAGAACUGUUACCGAAACUGUCACAGAAGAAGUAGAAACUCCAUCUCACAGAUAUCAGCGAUCAUAUGCAUCUUUAUCUGGAGAUGAACAGCCUAUCACAAUUGAACUUGAGGUGCCUUCUGAUGCUGAAGCACCAGCGUUUUCAGAGGUAUUUACAGAAUCUCGUGUCAAAGAGGGAAGCUCUGCACGUUUUGACUGCAAAGUGACAGGAACACCACUUCCCUCUGUGAAGUGGUAUCGAAACAAUUUAGAAAUACAGGACUCACCUGAUUUCCAAUACAUUACUGAUGGUGAGAAUGUGUCGUUGCUGAUCAGUGAAACCUUCCCAGAUGAUACUGGUGAAUAUACAUGUAAAGCUAGCAAUCAAGUUGGGUUGGCAUCCUGUACUGCCAAGCUUCUUGUUGAUGGUUUUGGUGAAGUUGACAGAAAGCCUGAACUUAAACCAGUACUAAAGCUUAGUCCUGAAAAGAGGACAUCUCCAAAGAAGAGAGUUGAAUUAGUUAUGAAACCAGAGGUUCAAACCACAGAGAGAAGAAGAUCUCCUCCUUCAAGAAGACCUGCUCCCAAGAGCCCAGAACCUGCAACAAAAGUGGAAACUAAAAAGACAGUCAUGAUUAAGAAAACUGAACCUGUUAAAAAGAAAACACAUUCACCUAAAUUUUCUAAUGAGCUGUUAGACAUUGAAGUCCUUGAAGGUUCCAUUGCUAGACUACAUUGUCAGGUGUCAGGCACUCCUUUACCACGAGUAACAUGGUACAAGGAUGGAAAACCAAUUAAAUCAGAUGGUCGUCAUUUGAUUAGGGAAGACAACUAUGGCAAUUGCAUGUUGGAGAUCAGAGACAUUCAUAGUGAUGAUGAGAGCGAGUAUGAAUGUAGAGCUGUUAAUGCAGCCAGAGAACAGUCAUCUAGUUUUGCUGACAUAACUGUUAAAAGAAGACCUAAACCAAAAGUUGUUCCUCCAAAAAAGCGACAAGACAAGCCAGUUGCUCCAGCAGGGUCACAGGCACCAGUAUUUACAAGACAAAUGUCUGACAUUGAGAUUCAAGAGAAUUCCACUGCUAUAUUUGAUUGCCAAGUCACUGGAAUACCUAGACCAGUUGUUAAAUGGUAUAGGGAUGGUCGUGAAAUCCGCCCAAGCCCUACUGUCAAAAUGUUGCAUGCACCUAAUGGAAGAUGUACUUUAACAAUAGAACAAGUCACUGAUGAAGAUGAUGCUGAAUACAUGUGUAGAGCUGUUAAUCCAGCAGGCAAAGCUAUUUGUUUUGCUGAUCUAAUUGUUGAAGUUGUUGCAGAAUUUCAAAGGCCACAACAAGAAUUUUUCCCAGAUCUGCCACCGGUUACUAUGAUUCCUGAGCUUCCGGAGGAAGAGGAAGAAGAGGAAGCUUUGUCUCGUGCUGAGGAAUUGGCUGCAUCUCCUAAACCAGUCCAAGAACCGACUGUUGCUUUAAAAGCUCCACAACCAGUGAUAGAAAAACCUCCACCAGCUUCACCACCACCAACACCUGUGACACCAACCAUAGUUUCUGAACUGAAAGAUGUUCAUCUCACAGCUGGUGAAAUCGCUUGCAUUGAAGGUUAUGUAUAUGGUGUACCCAAACCAACAAUUCAGUGGUUCAAAGAUGGUGAACGGGUAACUGGGAAGAGGUUCACAAGUCUUUUAGAACUUGAUGGUCACUGCAUGCUAAUUAUAUCUCCGCUGUUGUCAGAUGAUGAAGCUGAAUAUGAACUGAGAGCUACAAACUCAGCAGGCACAGUGUCCUCAUAUGCAGAAUUGAUUGUUGAUAAAAUGGUUGAACUGAUUCCUGAGAAGAAGAAACCUAAAGUAGUUGAAGAAAGGAUUGAAAUGAGGAAAUCAAAACAAACUGAGGUUCAGAUGGAUAUUGGUAAAAUUCCUGAACCCGAAUUUAAAGAACAGAUAAUAGUUGAGGAUACAAAACAACAUGAAAUUGAACUUGUCUUUGAAAAACCAGAAGAACCUACCAGGGAAGAGGUCCUCAUUGAAGAGUUUACUGAGAGCCAAGUUGAAAUGAUCUUUGAAGUUCCAGAAGAACCUAAGCCAAAACCAGAAAAACUAGAAUUGGAAUUAGAUCUGAAAGAUAUGGAUGCUACUGUUGGUGAGAAAGUUACUUUAGAGUGUCACAUCACAGGUGUACCAAGGCCAUCAAUUAAAUGGCUGAAGGAUGGACAUCAAGUAACUGGUAAACGUUAUACAAGUAUAUGUGAGUUGGAUGGUAAAUGUAUGUUAAUAAUUGCACCUGUCAUAGAAGAUGAUAAUGCAGAGUUUGAAUGCCGCGCUGAAAAUGAAUAUGGUACUCUCUCUGCAUUUUGUGAAGUUCGAGUUCAAAAAACAGUAGAAAUUCCACCAGUAAAAGAACCUGAAAUUACCUCAAAAACACAUGUAAUGGAAUUUGUCGAGCCAGUGGAAGAGCACGUUGUUGAAACUGUAAAAACAGUAACUGAGUCUACAAAAACAGUUAUGGAAAGAGGACCAGACACAAUUGAGUUUGAGGUAGUGCCAGAUGUCAGGGAAUCAUUGGAGUUUGAAAUAAAACCACAGAAAAUUCCUACAGUGAAGAAACCUGAAAUUACCUCAAAAACACAUGCAAUAGAAUUUGUCGGGCCAGUGGAAGAAGAUGUUGUUGAAACUGUAAAAACAGUAACUGAGUCUACAAAAACAGUAAUGGAAAGGGGACCAGAAACGAUUGAGUUUGAGGUAGUGCCAGAUGUCAGGGAAUCAUUGGAGUUUGAAAUAAAACCACAGAAAAUUUCUACAGUGAAGAAACCUGAAAUUACCUCAAAAACACAUGCAAUGGAAUUUGUUGAGCCAGUGGAAGAAGAUGUUGUUGAAACAGUAAAAACAGUAACCGAGUCUACAAAAGCAUUUAUAGAAAGAGGACCAGAAACGGUGGAGUUUGAGGUAGUGCCAGAUGUCAGGGAAUCAUUGGAGUUUGAAAUAAAACCACAGCAAAUUCCUACAGUGAAGAAACCUGAAAUUACCUCAAAAACACUUGCAAUGGAAUUUGUCGAGCCAGUGAAAGAAGAUGUUGUUGAAACAAUAACAACAGUAACCGAGUCUACAAAAACAGUUAUAGAAAGAGGACCAGAAACAGUUGAGUUUGAGGUAGUGCCAGAUGUCAGGGAAUCAUUGGAGUUUGAAAUAAAACCACAGCAAAUUCCUACAGUGAAGAAACCCGAAAUUACCUCAAAAACACAUGCAAUGGAAUUUGUUGAGCCAGUGAAAGAAGAUGUUGUUGAAACAGUAACCGAGUCUACAAAAACAGUUAUAAAAAGAGGACCAGAAACAGUUGAGCUUGAGGUAGUGCCAGAUGUCAGGGAAUCAGUUGAGUUUGAGAUAAAACUAGAGGAGAAACCACAUGUCAUGGAGACUGUUGAGUUUGAGAUAAGACCCGAGGUUGAAAUUGAAAUUCCUAAAGCUGUUAAACCUGUUUUUAAAACUGAGGUUAAAGAUGUUGAAGUUACACAUGGACAAACAGCUACUUUAGAGUGUUGGAUUGCAGGUGUUCCACGGCCUACUAUUACAUGGUACAAAGAAGGGGAACAAGUGUCCGGUAAAAAAUACACUAGUAUUUGUGAACUUGAUGGCCGUUGUAUGCUAAUAAUAUCACCAGUAACAGAAGAUGAUGAUGCUGAAUUUGAAUGCAGAGCUGAAAAUGAAGCUGGUACUAUCUCAUCAUUCUGUGAACUGAUAGUGCAGAGAACAGUUGAAGUUCCUGAGAUAGCUGAAAAAGUUGUUCAGCUCAAAGAAGAGAAACCUGUCACUGAAACGAUGACUAAAACUAUUACAGUUUCUAAGGAAGGAACACCUGAGGUUAUGGAAAUAACAAAGACUAUCACAACUGUCACUACCACAACUAUUGAAAAACAGGUUACAACUGAAGUAAGAGAAGAAGAAGAACCAGAAAUAACAGAGCUAGAUCUUGGCCUGCCAAGGCAAGAUAUGCUCCAGACAUUCAUGGAAUCCUUACCAAUAGCAGAAACUCCAGAACUAGAAGCUCAAGAAUGGGAGGAAACAAUUGAUAUUUCAACAGACGAACUUGAAAAGGAAGUCUUGACAUCCAAACCAGAGCAUCAAGUGAAAGUGAUUUCAAAGAAGGAAGAGAUACAGCCUGUUGAAGAGGUGAUCAGAUUUGAAGUUGUUUCUGAUAAAGUAGAAACCAUUCCUAGUCUUGCAGCAGAGGCACGUUUUCCAUCUAUUCACGAGAAGGAAAUACCAAUGACUCUGGAAUCAGCAGGUGUUGUUUCGCAACAGACAGACAAGCCACAUGCUGUACAUCCAAUUCCUGCUGAGACAAAGCUGGAAUAUACACCAGAGCAAGAGACUAUCACUGCAACUGAACAUGCUGAACAGGUCUUGGCACAUACAGCAGAACCAGUGAGUGCCAAACCUAUUAAAGACACUUCUGUACCAAUGAAACAGGAAGAGACUGUUCCUUGGGAAAAGCCAGCUGAAAUACUGGUUAUUCCUAAAGAUACAGAAGUUGCAAAGGAAGCAAAAGUUAUUGCCCCAAUUGAGGUUAUUAAGACAGAAAUGGUCCAUGGUGUUGAAGAAGUUGUUGCAGCUGAAUUUACACCAGAAGAUGUUGAGACAGUGUUAGUACUACCAAUAGAAAAAAUGACUUGUGAAGGUGUUGAAAAAGUAGAAACACUGCGCCUUGAAGCACCUGGUCAUAUACUGCCAACUGAAGACAAACAUGAAACAUUGAAACCUUUACCAGCUGAACUAAAACUAACAUACACUCAUCAGCAACAAGAAGUAAUGACAGUUGAGGGGACAACCGAAGUACCUGCAGAGGAAGAAGCAAUAAGCAUAAAGCCGCAACGUGAAGCAACUGAACCAUUGACAAAACAAGAGGUACAACUGAUUGAAGAAAUUACCGAGCUUGAUUUACCUGAAAGGGUUAAACAAGAAAUUCCUGCUGUCCCAACACAAAAGUUAAUUAUAGAAGGUGUGGAGAAGUGUGUAACCAUUCAGUAUGAAUCUCCUGGGGAAAUCCAAAUUGUUGAUGAGAAAUCUGAGACAAUACACCCCAUUCCAGCUGAAGUAAAAUUAGAAUACUCACCAGAGCAGCAAUUUUCUCUGACAGUGGAAUCAACAGAGGACGUACCACGAAGAGAUAUUGAAGAAGUAAGCAUCAAACCCAUGAAAGAAGCAGCUCAGCCUUUGAAACAAGAAGAAGCUGUUCCAUGGGAACAAACCACUGAAAUACUUGUUAUAGGGAAGGACAAGAAAGAAGUUGCACUAGAGAAAAAGGAUGUGACUACUGUUGUUGUUUCUAACAAAGAGGAGAUUAGUUCAGUUGAAGAAGUCAUCGAGUUGAAAAAGCAGCCAAAAGAUACUGAUAAAAUACAAAGUACUCCUAUUGAAAAAGAUGUUAUAGAAGUUAUUUCCAAGGCAAAACCUGUUUCACUUGAGUCUCUUGGUGAUGUUCUGCCUCACAAAGACAAGCCAACGCACGUCAUGGCUAUACCAUCUGAUCUUUCUCUGGAAUAUACACCUGAAAUUGAAUUUCAGUUUGCUGUAGAAGAGGUUGAAGAAGUUGUUAGAACACCAGAUACAACUGUAACUGUGAAACCAUUAAAAGAGCCAGUGGAAACAAUCAAGAAAGAACAAAUUACCAUUCUUGAAGAAGCAGUUGAAAUGGAAUUGAAGCCCAGUAAGACGGAAACACUGCCAACUGUUCCUACUGAAAAAUCUGUAACUAUGAUAAUUCAGAAGGAACAACCAGUGUCUCUUGAAGUAGUUGGGGAUAUUUCAUUAUCUACAGGAGAGCCUGCCCAGUUAGUUGCCAUUCCUGCAGACAGAAAACUUGAAUAUACUACAGAGAAAGAGCAAGUUACACCAUUGGAAAUUACAGAAAAUGUUUUAACCGAGAAAAUGAAACCAAUCCAUGUCAAACCAGAAAUAGAACCAACUCAAAUUGUAAAACAGGAACAAACGACACCCUGGGAACAAUCAGCAGAAAUAUUUGUAAUAUCUAAAGAUAAAGAAGACACAGCUGCUAAAGAAAGUGUGUUUACACCAGUGGGAGUUACAAAAACAGAAGUGAUCAACACUGUUGAAGAAGUUGCUUAUAUGGAUAUCAAGCCUAUUGAAGAAGAAAAUAUUCCAGUCUCACCUUUACAGAAACGUGUUACUGAAGUCUCAGAACACGUAGUUGCUGUUCCAUUGGAAACUCCCGGAGAGAUUAAGCCUUCUGAUGUCAAAACAGAACAUAUUAGCCCACUGCCUGCUGAACUGAAACUGGAAUAUAUUUCAGAAAAGGAAGAAGUUGUUUCUGUGGAAAGAACUGAAUAUGUAAAUGUAGAACAAAAAGAUACAGUUACUAUCAAACCUAAGAGAGAACCUACAGUGCCUCUCAAGCAGGAAGAAGCUGUUUCUUGGGAGGAAUCUCCUGAAAUGAAAGAAACUAUGAAAGAUGAUAAACAUGUCAUUGAAAAAACAAGAUCUAUGACAAGCACCAUUGAAGUAACACAAAAGGAACAAGUUCAGCCUGUUGAGGAAGCCAUUGAGGUCACUUUGAAACUUCAUGAGAAAGAAAGUGCUGAUCUUGUUCCAACUGAGUUGUCAAAAUCUGAAAUCAUACAGAAAGAACAAAUUAUAUCAUUUGAAGUGCCAGGUGAAAUACAACCAACAGAACCGAAACAACAUAAAUUGACGCCACUACCAUCUGAGCUAAAACUAGAAUAUACACCUGAAACACAGUCAGUUGUUCCAGUUGAACAUGCUGAAGAGGUUGACAAAAGAAUAUCAAUAGAGGCAGCUGACAGAGAAAUAGUUGGAACAACUGUAACUAUAACUGAACAAGAAGAGCAUAUUUCAUGGGAGAAACCUAGAGAUGUUACAGUGGAGAAAUAUGAAAAAGAAAUUAUUGAGGAAACUUCAAUUGCUCCUUUGAAGAUCUCAACAGCUGAAGAGGCAGUAUCUUGGGAAAAACUUGGAGUAUCAGAGAAAGUCAUAGCUGAAGCAUCUAAAGCUGAAACAAAACCAGCAAGUGCUCUUUCAAUGGUUGAGAUGACAGAAUCCCUCACAUGGGAAGAACCAGCUGAAGUUGAAGUUAAACUACUCAAAACAGAGGAAGCUGUUAAAGAAAUUCCUAUUGCUGUGACUAUAGUACCUGAAAAAGAAGAAUCAGUUUCAUGGGAAAAACUUGCUGAUGUUCCAGAUGGUGUAACAGAACCUAAGAAAGCAGAAAAAUGUCUGCAAAAGAGGAAGCGCUGA
Saccoglossus kowalevskii is the source of this 20325-nucleotide messenger RNA. RefSeq names its product titin. Gene Ontology annotation, cellular component: M band. The record is from RefSeq and is a predicted model, not a curated record. Gene Ontology annotation, molecular function: guanyl-nucleotide exchange factor activity; ATP binding; protein binding. Lineage: Eukaryota; Metazoa; Hemichordata; Enteropneusta; Harrimaniidae. Gene Ontology annotation, biological process: intracellular signal transduction; sarcomere organization; protein phosphorylation.